Messenger RNA from Micropterus salmoides (largemouth bass), 993 nucleotides. Its product is annotated as dual specificity phosphatase 29-like. Lineage: Eukaryota; Metazoa; Chordata; Actinopteri; Centrarchiformes; Centrarchidae. Gene Ontology annotation, molecular function: protein tyrosine/serine/threonine phosphatase activity; MAP kinase phosphatase activity. Gene Ontology annotation, cellular component: cytoplasm. The transcript has 4 exons. The record is from RefSeq and is a predicted model, not a curated record. Gene Ontology annotation, biological process: negative regulation of MAPK cascade; protein dephosphorylation. Bases 100 to 702 code for a protein of 200 amino acids.
ACGAACCAUAUCCAAAAGGCUAAAGAAGUGUAAUUCAUAAAACCACCAAGAAGAGGCCCGGAGGAGGUUGUAGAAGUGGUAAAAGGGGAGAAUCCAAACAUGCCCAGAGGCUUCAGCUGCUUGGCGAGCCCUGAGGGGGCAAAUGUCAGGUAUGAGACCCCCCCGGCUUCAGAGCUCCAGAGGCUGAUGUGGACAAAGAAAGGGACCAGCAGCCAUAUGGAUGAGGUUCAACCCAGGAUCUAUAUUGGAGACAUGUAUGCAGCCAAAGACAAGAGGACACUCCAGGCUCACCACAUCACCCAUGUACUUAAUGCUGCUGAUGGGAAGUUCAACGUGAACACAGGCCCCAGCUUCUACAGAGACACCAAAAUCACUUAUCACGGAGUGGAAGCUUUUGACAUGCCCUCCUUUAACUUGAGUCCCUUCUUUUACCCAGCGGCCAAUUUUAUCAAGGAUGCUUUGAGCUCGCCCACAGGUAAAGUGUUUGUCCACUGUGCGAUGGGUCUCAGCCGCUCAUCCACCUUGGUUCUGGCCUACCUGAUGAUCCACGAGAACAUGACGCUGGAGGAUGCGAUCAAAGCUGUCAGUGCCAACAGGAACAUCUCCCCUAACUCUGGUUUCCUGGAGCAGCUCCGAGAGCUGGACAAGGAGCUGCACUGCCAAGGAUCAUCAAGGAGCUGGAGUGUCAACGGGCGGACAUGAGAUAAAAUCCAUCAAUCCAAAAAUUUGGAUUACAUUGUUGCCUCCUGUCAGUAUCUUAGUUUGAACUAAAAUUAAGAUAUUAAUGUAAAAACAUGCAAUAUAAAUUCCAUUUUUUGUGAAAAAAUACAGUGACUUAUAUUACUACCAUUAAAAGCUUUUUAUUGUAACAAAUAUCAUUUAGAAAUCAAAACCAACAAGGAAUUUAUACUAAAAAAGAGUAUUUUCUGUGUAGAUGCUGCUCCAUUAUUUUCCAACUACUAAAAACAACAAAUAAAGAGCCAUGAAGUUGUA